Arabidopsis thaliana (thale cress) is the source of this 2691-nucleotide messenger RNA. RefSeq names its product high affinity K+ transporter 5 (gene HAK5). Gene Ontology annotation, cellular component: membrane; plasma membrane. Gene Ontology annotation, molecular function: potassium ion transmembrane transporter activity. Bases 78 to 2435 code for a protein of 785 amino acids. The record is from RefSeq and is marked reviewed. Gene Ontology annotation, biological process: potassium ion transmembrane transport. Lineage: Eukaryota; Viridiplantae; Streptophyta; Magnoliopsida; Brassicales; Brassicaceae. The transcript has 9 exons.
GCAUCUAAUUAGCCCAUCUCUCUCAAUUGUCACAAUAUCACAACACAAAAAAAAAAAAAAAAAAAACACAGCAAAAAAUGGAUGGUGAGGAACAUCAAAUAGAUGGUGAUGAAGUUAAUAACCAUGAGAACAAGUUGAAUGAAAAAAAGAAAUCAUGGGGAAAACUAUAUCGACCCGACUCUUUCAUCAUAGAGGCCGGACAAACUCCAACAAAUACCGGGCGUCGCUCAUUGAUGAGCUGGAGAACAACGAUGAGUUUGGCAUUUCAGAGCCUAGGAGUGGUGUAUGGAGAUAUCGGGACAUCGCCAUUAUAUGUGUAUGCAAGUACUUUCACUGAUGGCAUCAAUGACAAAGAUGAUGUCGUUGGUGUUCUCUCGCUCAUAAUCUACACUAUUACUCUCGUAGCGCUCCUCAAAUACGUUUUCAUUGUUCUUCAGGCUAACGAUAACGGUGAAGGAGGAACAUUUGCAUUGUACUCACUGAUAUGUCGGUAUGCGAAAAUGGGACUAAUUCCAAACCAAGAACCAGAAGAUGUAGAACUCUCCAACUAUACACUUGAACUUCCAACCACACAGCUCAGAAGAGCCCAUAUGAUCAAAGAGAAGCUCGAGAACUCUAAAUUCGCUAAGAUCAUUCUCUUCCUAGUCACUAUUAUGGGAACUUCCAUGGUCAUUGGUGAUGGAAUCCUUACUCCUUCCAUCUCAGUACUUUCAGCAGUAAGUGGAAUCAAAUCUCUCGGCCAAAACACGGUGGUGGGUGUUUCGGUUGCAAUCUUGAUUGUUCUAUUCGCAUUUCAGCGGUUUGGCACCGAUAAAGUUGGAUUCUCAUUCGCCCCGAUCAUCCUCGUAUGGUUCACAUUUCUGAUCGGAAUUGGUCUCUUUAAUCUGUUCAAGCAUGACAUUACCGUCUUAAAGGCACUUAAUCCACUCUAUAUCAUUUACUACUUUAGAAGAACUGGUAGACAGGGUUGGAUUUCCCUCGGAGGUGUUUUCCUCUGCAUCACUGGGACGGAGGCAAUGUUUGCUGAUCUAGGUCACUUCAGUGUUCGAGCUGUACAGAUUAGUUUCUCAUGUGUCGCAUAUCCUGCUUUAGUAACGAUAUAUUGCGGGCAGGCUGCGUACCUAACUAAACAUACUUACAAUGUGUCAAAUACUUUCUACGACUCAAUCCCUGAUCCGUUAUACUGGCCAACAUUUGUGGUAGCGGUGGCAGCAUCAAUCAUCGCGAGCCAAGCUAUGAUAUCGGGCGCCUUUUCAGUCAUCUCGCAAUCUCUACGUAUGGGUUGUUUCCCUCGAGUGAAGGUGGUUCACACCUCGGCUAAGUACGAGGGACAAGUCUAUAUCCCGGAGAUCAACUACUUGCUCAUGCUUGCAUGCAUCGCUGUUACCCUUGCCUUUAGAACUACUGAGAAGAUUGGUCACGCUUAUGGGAUCGCCGUUGUAACCGUCAUGGUCAUCACAACCUUAAUGGUGACUCUCAUAAUGUUGGUUAUCUGGAAGACCAAUAUAGUGUGGAUUGCUAUCUUCUUGGUCGUCUUUGGCUCCAUAGAGAUGUUAUACCUAUCUUCGGUCAUGUACAAGUUUACAAGCGGUGGGUAUUUACCACUUACGAUAACGGUCGUUUUGAUGGCGAUGAUGGCGAUUUGGCAAUAUGUUCAUGUCCUCAAAUACCGGUACGAGCUGAGGGAGAAGAUCUCUCGUGAAAAUGCUAUACAAAUGGCUACAAGUCCUGACGUAAACCGGGUUCCAGGGAUUGGUCUUUUCUACACGGAGCUUGUUAACGGUAUAACUCCAUUGUUCUCUCACUAUAUAUCAAAUCUUUCGUCCGUCCACUCGGUGUUUGUAUUGAUAUCGAUCAAGACACUUCCCGUGAACCGAGUGACGUCAUCAGAGCGGUUCUUUUUCCGUUACGUGGGGCCAAAGGAUUCCGGGAUGUUUAGGUGUGUUGUGAGAUAUGGUUACAAGGAAGACAUUGAGGAGCCUGAUGAGUUCGAGCGUCAUUUUGUUUAUUACUUAAAGGAAUUCAUUCAUCACGAGCACUUCAUGUCUGGAGGAGGAGGGGAGGUGGACGAGACGGACAAAGAAGAGGAACCAAAUGCUGAGACAACAGUUGUGCCUUCGUCUAAUUAUGUCCCUUCAUCGGGGCGGAUCGGGUCCGCCCAUUCAUCUUCGUCAGACAAGAUUAGGUCGGGAAGGGUCGUGCAGGUUCAAUCCGUGGAGGAUCAAACAGAGUUGGUGGAGAAAGCGAGAGAGAAAGGGAUGGUUUAUCUAAUGGGAGAGACCGAGAUUACGGCAGAGAAAGAGUCUUCUUUGUUUAAGAAGUUUAUAGUGAACCAUGCUUACAAUUUCUUGAAGAAGAAUUGUCGGGAAGGAGACAAAGCACUUGCGAUUCCUAGGUCGAAGCUUCUCAAGGUUGGCAUGACCUAUGAGUUAUAAGAUUCUCUAUUUCGUCUUUGUGUUUCAUCAUGGUUUAAAAUCAUUGUGACCUAAAUAAAGUGUCUCCAUGUUUAGGGGACCCUUGUUUUUGUUUGUUUGUUGUCAUAAAUAGUUGGUAAAUGUGUAAGUCAUUAUUACCUUUUUUUUUGUGAUUGCCAGUUUGUCGAUUUUAUUGAAAAAUAAAAGUUACAGAAGCCCAUAUUUUUAAUGUAAGAGACUAAGAGUAUAUGGAACAAAGAUGUAGGACUGGUUUAUU